AACAUGAACGCAUGCGCGCUGAUGACGCAGUUCAAAGAUGGCGGUGCAGGUGGAGUUGUGUUGUCUGGAGAGUUUCCCGUCUCACCUGAGUCCUCUGGAUGUCCUCAUGCUUCAAAGUCACCUGGAUUCAGUGUUCCAGAUCCACACCGACCCGCCGACCCUCCUCUUCACCCCGCAGCGGCCUCCGGGCUCCGGGAGGCCGGACAUCUUAGUGCGAGUCCACCCGACCACGGAGGAGGAGACCUGCAGAGGAGCAGAGUCCAGGAUCCGGGGGGGGGAGGAGGAGACCUGCAGAGGAGCAGAGUCCAGGAUCCGGGGGGGGGAGGAGGAGACCUGCAGAGGAGCAGAGUCCAGGAGCCGGGGGGGGGAGGAGGAGACCUGCAGAGGAGCAGAGUCCAGGAUCCGGGGGGGGGAGGAGGAGACCUGCAGAGGAGCAGAGUCCAGGAGCCGGGGGUCGGAGGAGUCCAGGAGCCGGGGGGGGAGGAGGAGACCUGCAGAGGAGCAGAGUCCAGGAGCCGGGGGUCGGAGGAGUCCAGGAUCCGGGGGGUUGUCCUCUUCACCAGCCCCCUCUUCCUGCGGCUCCACGGGCUGCAGCGGCUCGGCAGCACCGGGACAGUCCGGCCUCUGGAGCCGGUCCGCCUCGACAGGGUGGUGCUGGGAGCCCGCAGCAGGAGGAGCCUCCGCCGGGCAGCAGCUGAACACUUCACCGCCGGACUGCUGGAGCUCUGCAGCCCGGGACAGGUGCUGCUGGCCCGGCAGGGAGAGCCGCUGCUGCUGGGAGAGGAUCCUCCGGGACAGGAGCAGCAGUUGGACCUGUUGGUUCUGGACUGCAGUCCUGUCACUCAGGGAAGAAUCACGGCCGACACCUCUCUAGUUCUGACCGACUGCUGUGACUGGUUGGACCCUCCAGGCUCCGCCCCCUCCUGCAGACCGCUCAGACUGUGCGUGUCAGACUUCGCUCAUUACGCCGAUGGCGUGGAAGGGGGGCGGUCUCUGCUGGACAACAGGAAGCUGCUGGGCUCGGGGUUCUCGGGUGUCCUCCAGGCGUUGGAGUGCAGGCUGGACGUGUGCGUGGUGGACGCUCGGCGCCGGCGGCUCGGGGCCGAUGGCGUGGACGUGGACAGCUGUGUGUUUGUCAGUAAACAGCUUCUUCUCAAACUCGGCCUCUUUAACCACGAGUGGCUGAAGCUGUCCACCAGAGGGGGCGGGGCCAGAGAGCGUCUGGUCUCUGUGCUGGUGGUGGAUCCAAUGCAGAGUCCAGACCCGCAGAGUCCAGACCCGCAGAGUCCAGACCCGCAGAGUCCAGAUGAAGUCGGCUUCAUAUCAGAGACUCUGUGGUUCAACAUGACGCGAGGAGACGAGAUCCCCGAGACCGUGUGCACACUGAGGAUGAAGAGGUGGAGGUCGUUUCCUCCGGAGAGCGGCGGCGUUCGCUCCGAUAGUUUCUGUCGCUCGGCGUCUCCUCUGUUCGCCAGCGAGCUUCACAUCCAGCCCGUUGUUUCUCCGCUCUACAACGACCUGAGCUGCCAAGACGCUCUGCUGUCAGAACACUUCAGGACGCCAAGACUGGUUUCAGAGGGAGACGUCCUCACGCUUCCUGCUCACAAACAUCCAGACCUGCUGCAGGACAACGCCGACGGAAUACACAGGUACACACUUCCUGUUUGAGCAUCGGACAGGAAGUCAGCUCAGAGGGCGUGGUUACUGGUCAGCUCAGAGGGCGUGGUUACUGGUCAGAGGGCGUGGUUACUGGUCAGAG
Molecule: messenger RNA, 1759 nt
Organism: Labrus bergylta (ballan wrasse)
Lineage: Eukaryota; Metazoa; Chordata; Actinopteri; Labriformes; Labridae
Source: RefSeq, a predicted model, not a curated record